AUGUAUAACACUGGUCAAUCAUUCAAUGCAGCAUCUGCAUCCAAUGGUUCUAGUAAUGUUGGUACUAGUGCUAGAACUCCAUCCAGUACUUUGAACAAUUCAAAAUUCAUAACACCAACCUUACCAAUUAAAAAUCCCAAUUUAGAAUCAUUACAAUUCUAUGAAGAUAGAAACUCAUCAGGAAUCAAUUCAUCAAGAGGGAACUUAUCAAAACGAUUUGUUCAUCCUGCCAACUUUGAAUCCAAUGAAGUCAAUUAUAAAAUCAAUGUUCCAAAUUUUUCAAAUUUAACUCCAUUAGAAUUAGGGUCUAAAUAUAUUAGUGAUUUCAAUAAGAUUGAUUCUAUGACACCGGUGGAUUUAUAUCAUGGAGAAAAUAUAAGUAAGACUGAUUCAGGAUUGGAUAAUUAUUAUUUCGAUUAUGAUCAAGGAUUAGGAGAAUUUUCAAGAUUUGAAAAAAUUAAUCAAAUUAAUUUUCCGGAUAAAUAUUUCGAUGAAUAUAAUUCAACUCAAUUGAUUACUAAAUUAGGUUUAUUCCAUGAUAUUGAAAGAGCUUGGGUUGCCAUUGAUAAUAAAUUGUUAUUAUGGAAUUAUAAAUUACCUCAAUCUUCAUUCAAUCAAUCAUCUCAAUUCUUAACCAUUGAUCAAAUAAGACAUACUAUCUUAACUGUUAAAUUAGUUAAACCAAAAGCAGGUGUGUUUGUCAAGGAAGUUAAUUAUUUAUUAUUGGUUUCAACCACCAUGUCAAUUCAUAUAUUUAUCAUCAAAUAUAAUCCUCAAUUAAAUAAUUUAGAGAUUUUUAAUCCUGAUUUAUCAAUUUCAACUCAAGGUUUAAUUGUGAAUAAUUUCACUGUAAAUCCAAAGACAAAUGAUAUUUAUUUCAGUGGUGAAGGUGAUGGUAUAAAUAUUUGGAGAUUGGAUUAUUCUAAUAAAUCAAGUUUUAUGAAAAAUAAAUGUGAUAAAGUUUGUCUUACUAAAAGUGGUCUUUCAAUGGUAAUUCCAAGUAAAAUCCCAGGUCUUGAUUUAUUCAAUUAUUCAGAAGAUCAUUCUUUACCUUCUAAUUCAUCCAUUAAUACUCCCCCUGCAUCUGCAUCAGCUUCAUCAUCUACAACUACUACCCCAGCCAAUGAUCCAACUAAACUUGCUAAUAUCCCAGAAUCAAUCGUUCAAUUAGAAAUCGAUGAAGAAAGAGAUAUCUUAUAUUCAUUAUCUAAUAAAUCCGUCAUAAGACUUUAUAAAUUAGAUUCAAAAACAGAACAAUUAACCGAACAAAGUAGACUUACUCCUGCUCAAAUUUUCAGAUCUGCAUCCAGUUUAUUCAAUGAUAUGAAUAAUAUUAAAGUAUUUGAACGUUUUAAAAUCAUUGAUAUUCAACAUAUAUCAUCUAAAGAAUCAGGUACAAUCCAAUUAAUUGCUAUAACAAGUAAUGGAUGUCGUAUAUUAAUCAAAUUAGGAGGUCCAACCUCUACAUUAGGAUCUUUAUUACCAUCAAGUUUAAAAUCAAGAUCAGCUGCUAGUUUAAGAUUGAAUCUUGCUACUAUUAAAUUCCCUCCAUCUCGUGAAACACCAGUUGUAAAUGCUGAAUUAGAUGCCUUCACCAAAAGUAAACAAUAUUUAUUUCAAUUGAUUCAAAAUCAACAAAAAUCUCAGCUUUUAAAGAAUACAAAAUUAUCAAAGAUUAUAAGUCCAGGUGUAUUUCUAUGUGUUAAACGAACUAAAAAAUCAGAUAAAUUAUUUAUUGCAACUGCAAAUUAUGGAUUUUUAAAGAAAAAUAAUAAAUUAGUUGAAGAUGCUGAAUUCAUAAACUAUACCGGUGCUUCAGCCUCUUCGGCAAAUGAAGAUAAUGGAUCAUACACAUACAUUCAUGAUAUUGUUCAAUUGACUCCAUCCAUGAAUGCCACUGAAACUCCAAAUGGUUAUUGUAAUAUAUUAGCCAGUCAAUAUACUAAAGAACCAUUAAAAUUUGCUAUUUUAACUAAUUUUGGUAUCAUCAUUUAUCAAUAUAGAAAUCCUGAUCUGAUUUUAAAAUCUUUAAAGGAAGAAACUAUUGAAAAUUUCAUUGAAGAAAAUGGUUUUGAAGAAGCUUGUUCAACUUUAUUAUAUUUAGCUUGUGCUUAUGGAAAUACUCAUAGUUCGAAUGAUUUAUUUAAAAGAAAAGCUCAAGUUUUAUUCUCAUCCUGUGGUAAUAGUGCUAGAUUAGUGGAUAAUCCAACCAUUAGUCAGUCUAAUACCAAUGCAGGUUUAUUACCUCAUCAACUGCAACAAUUGGCCAAUAUCGGAGGUACUACUCAUGAUUCACAUCCAACUGUUGAUCAAGUUAUUUUAAGUGAUAGAUUCUAUGGUACUAUUUUAUUAAUCUCAAGAUUACUUAGAGAUUCAUGGAAUAAAAAAGUAUUCAUUCCAUUACCUCAUAUCAAAGUGAAUAAUAUUACAAAUCAAAUUGAUUCUAGUUCCAUUAAAGAAGAUAAUUUAUUAGUGAAAGGAUUAAAUAUCGAUAAGAAACAAGUGGAAUUUUUCAUCGGAUCAAUUAUUGUAUUGAUUGAUUUCUUUGUGGAAAAUGGUAGUAUCAUUCAAGGAUUAAAUGCUCCAAGUUAUAGUUCUGAUCCAAAUCAAUUUGAAAGUGAAGUUUGUCUUCGUGCUGAACAUAUUGCCUUUGGAGCCAUUAUAAAAUCGUUAACUUCGAUGAAAGAAGCCUUUUCAUUCUUGAUGGUUUUAAUUGAAGAAAUUCAAAUUAAUCAAUCUAAUUUCGAUGAUAUUUUUAAAUUCUUAUCAUUGGUUAAUCAAACUAAUCUUUUAAGUUUAUCAUUUAAAGAUCUUUUAUUGCCUAAUAGAGAAGUAAAGAAUUUAAUUAAAGAUUUACUUUCAUCAAUCAUUAAUAAAAAUAUCUUAAAGGGAGGUUCCAUUGAUUUAAUUGCUGACUCUUUACAAAAUAGAUGUGGAUCAUUCUGUUCAAUAGAUGAUGUAUUUAUCUUUAAAGCCAUUGAAAACUUAACCAGAGCUAAAAAUAUCGGUAAUAGAGAUAAUGAUCUUAAGAAUAAAUGUUUAAAGAAUGCAGUAUUAUUACUUGAAGAAGUUCAUGAUUCAUUAACUUUAGAAAACAUUGAAAAUUCCAUUAAUAUCAUGUUGGAUUUGGAUUAUUAUGUGGGAGCAGUGGAAUUAUUAUUAAAAUUGGCCCAAAAGAUUGGGAUUAAUUCUAAGAUUUCAAGUAGAGUAGCGUUUGAUGUGAAUAAUAUUACAUCAGCUACCACAGCUGCUAGAACUGUUGAAAUUGAUAAUGCUAGGAAAUUACAAUUAUAUAAAUUAAUUUUCAGUAUUCUUACUAAAGUUGAUCUAAAAGCAUUAAGAAUUACCGAAAGUAAUAAUCAAUUACAUAUUAAUGAAUUUAUUGACAUUAGAGAUUCAACUUAUGAAACUUGUUUUGCAUCCCAGGAUAAAUUUUUCCAUUAUCAAUUUUAUGAAUGGUUUAUAAGUCAAGGUGUAAGUGAACGAUUAUUAGAAUUGAAUACUCCAUUUAUAUUACCAUUCUUAGAAGAAAAAUCAGUUAAUGAUUUAACCUUAAGUGAUUUAUUAUGGUUAUACCAUGCCAAGAGAGAACGUUAUUAUGAUGCGGCCACUAUUCUUCAUGCACUGGCUAUUUCUGAUUUUAAAUUGGAUUUACAACAAAGAAUCGAAUAUUUAUCAAGAGCAAAUGGAUUCUGUAAUUGUGUUUGUCCACCAAAUUUAAGACAAAAAGUAAUUCAAUUAUCUUCUGUGAUUCAAGAAUUAUUUGAUGUGGCUAAUGUUCAAUUGGAUGUAUUAACUGCUAUUCAAGCUGAUGAUAGAAUCAAACCAGAGAAUAAAGAUAUCGCCAUAUCGGCCUUGAAUUUCAAAGUAUUACCAAUCACAGAAUUAUUUAAUAAUUAUUCUGAUCCAUUAGGAUAUUAUGAUUUAGAUUUGGUUAUUUUUAAAAUAUCAGAUUAUAAAAAUAGUGAUGAUAUUUUAAAACGAUGGGAAUUAUAUUUUGAAAAAAUCUAUUAUGAUUAUUUCAAUAAUCAAAAAUCAAAACAUCAAGAUGCAUUUUAUAUUCAUCUUCACAAUUCAUUCACUACCAUUGGAUCCAAAUUAUCAUCUAAUGAUUUAGUAUUCCCUAUUGAUGAAUUAAUCAAAUUGAUAAGUAAAUAUAUCAAACAAGCUACUGAAGAAAACACUACAUCAGCAGUGGAAUCACCACCAAAGGGUGCUAUUGUUGAUAUGUUUAUUAAAUCAGGAGUUAAUUAUGAUAAGAUUUAUUAUGUGAUGAAAUCAUUGAUUGAACAUAAUGCGUUUGAAAUCUAUGCUGGGUUCACUACUGAAUUAAAAAAUCAAGAAAUGACUUAUUUGAUUAAGAAUUGGUAUGCUACUGAUAAGAGACUUCGAGAUUUAAUCAGUGCUGAUAAAAUAAACAAUUUAGGAGCUUAUUCCAUUGAUAAAGAUCCUAUAAAUACAUUUGUUAAAGGUAACGGAGUAUUUGUAUAG
This is a messenger RNA of Scheffersomyces coipomensis, 4491 nucleotides long. RefSeq lists its product as uncharacterized. The transcript has a single exon. The coding region runs from base 1 to 4491 and encodes 1496 amino acids. Gene Ontology annotation, molecular function: structural constituent of nuclear pore. NCBI's taxonomy places the organism in Eukaryota, Fungi, Ascomycota, Pichiomycetes, Serinales, Debaryomycetaceae. Gene Ontology annotation, cellular component: nuclear pore inner ring; nuclear pore. Gene Ontology annotation, biological process: protein import into nucleus; RNA export from nucleus; transcription-dependent tethering of RNA polymerase II gene DNA at nuclear periphery. The record is from RefSeq and is a predicted model, not a curated record.